Messenger RNA from Suillus fuscotomentosus, 1552 nucleotides. RefSeq lists its product as uncharacterized. The transcript is spliced from 4 exons. The record is from RefSeq and is a predicted model, not a curated record. Bases 136 to 1368 code for a protein of 410 amino acids. NCBI's taxonomy places the organism in Eukaryota, Fungi, Basidiomycota, Agaricomycetes, Boletales, Suillaceae.
ACGGCAAUGCAGGUUUCAACGGAAUUUAUUUCCCACUGUUCGCGUUCUCAUGAAUCGUAAGCCAACUAGUUGGUCUUGACCUGUUUCAGUACCUUCACGGUUUACUGACAGAUCUUCACUACAAACGACAACUGCAUGCUUACCAGCAGGCCCAAGCUGUUCAAUCCACGGCAGUCGACAAACACAACUGACUCCAAUACCGCAGCACAAUCUACUGCCACCAGCUCGGACGCACCCACGCCAACCAUCAGCAACAGUCAGGCAUCCACGAUAGCGACUAUACUGUCAACCAGCCAGCCUGGUAGCUCCCAGGCUACCAGCGAUAGUUUACCAUCAAGCAGUCCCACACCAUCCUCUUCUGAUGUCAUUACUACGACUUCUUCUGUUAUUACAACGUCAUCUCAGUCUGACUUAACAGCAUCAUUGCCACCCGUUACAUCUACAAGUUCAGAAACUUCUAGCUCUACACCUACAUCUCAGCCACCUACUUCCACAACUUCAUCCUCUACCUCGGUCUCGGCUCCAACACCGACCACCACCAGCACCACCAGCACCAGCACCAGCACCAGCACCUCCACCAGCACCUCCACCUCCACCAUCACCUUAUCACCAUCACCUACUCAAAACAACCCGACAUCUACGACUCCAGCUUCCACAUAUGCACACCAGACGACAUCGACCAUCACCUCGUCUUUUGUGACGGUUGUAGGUGGAUCUACCAUGACAUCUUUCAGUUUGAUCCCUACGGUCAUCAGCGAAUCCUCGACCACCACUACAGGCGCAAGCGAUCGCACUGCCGUUAUCGCUGGCUCCGUGAUUGGUGGAGGCCUGUUUCUAAUCAUUGGUCUUUCUGUAUUUUUUUACCGCCAACGUCAGCGCUUCAAACACUUCCACUUCCUCGAUGCUAUCAAUGUACGCAGGCGACAAGCCCGUGCCAGAGCAACGAUGCUUGCGAGCGAGGACCUUGAGGACGUUGAUGUCGUACGUCCGUCUCCGGGAAGAUACUCCGAUCAUGAUGCCUCCUGGGAUCCGCAUGAUAGCUCUGGGUCUUAUCAUACCGAACGUCGCACACUCAUGGGACACGUAGGACACGGUGGGGACAUUGACUUGAGCCACAUCAUCGACGACGUCAUGGGCCCUUCAGCGUUAGGCGUGCACUACUCACAAAAUUCCCUAUCAUCUUCCUAUCGCGACUUGUCAGGGGAUGAGUCUGCGCCUCAAACUAGAGAGAGAACAUCGCAAAUUGCGUUACUAGAAGCCGCAGGGCUGAGUGCCACGGGAGGCCCCAGCAUGCAACCUAUGCAGCCUAGCCCACUUGGGAACAAUGCUCCUGAUCCUGUUGUUACAGGUGGCGGUAAUGCCCUGUGACAAUGAUGCCUAUCUAUAUCUGUUUUAUUUCUCACUUGUUGUACAGCAUUAACGCGCUGUGAUCAAGGUGGAUAUGCCGAACCCCUUGCAUCUGUACCGAGUUGAUCGGUCAAUUCUACUUGGCCUGAUCUAAGGAUCAGAUGACUGUGUUCUUUAUAUGUGCUGAUCUCUACUCAUACAUAAU